AUGGAGAAAGGUAGUCCCGUUGAGAUCACUCAAGUGUCUGCCGACACAGACUAUAAGUCGUCUUAUGAGUAUCUCCUCGAGCUCGAGGAGCACUAUUCUGCCCAUGCCCAGGAAAAACGUAGAAUGCUGACCAAGAUCGAUCUGCGCUUGCUUCCUUACCUCUCUCUUUGCUACCUGUGGUGUACGCUCGACAAGUCAAACGCUGGUAAUGCAAAAUUGUUUGGAGUUCUCACAGACACCAAGAUGACCGGCGAACAAUUCAACCUGGCCCUCACAUGUCUAUUUUUCACCUACGGCCUGUUUGAGCCGGUCUCAAAUAUCGCCCUCAAAAGGUUCGGACCUAGGCUAUGGGUGCCUUCCAUGAUGAUUAUCUGGGGUGUUGUUGCAUUAUGCACGGCCUUUGUUAAGUCUUGGCACCAGUACAUUGGAAUUCGGCUAUGCCUCGGAGCGGCAGAAAGUGUUAUCUAUCCCGGCUCGUACUUCAUUCUAAGCUGCUGGUAUACCCGCUCCGAGCUGCAGACGAGAAUGGGAAUUUUCUAUGGCGCCAACACGCUUGCCGGAGCGUUCGGUGGAGUUCUGGCUUACGGCAUCGGUAAUCUCGACCAUGCCAGAGGCUGGCGUGCCUGGCGGUGGCUGUUUCUCAUUGAAGGAGUGGCAACUGUGUUUGUUGCACUUCUCGGCUAUGUCCUCCUUCCAAACUUCCCCGGAGAGAGCAAGAUCAGGUUUUUUUCUGACAAAGAGCUGGAUUACCUUUAUCUGCGGAAAAAGUACGAUAACGGGCCGGCAGGAUCCAACCAAAAAUUUGAGAUGAAGCAGGCCUGGAACGCCCUCAAGGACCCGCAAGUCUACUUUCUCAUGCUCAUGUUUUAG
Ogataea haglerorum is the source of this 870-nucleotide messenger RNA. RefSeq lists its product as uncharacterized. The record is from RefSeq and is a predicted model, not a curated record. The transcript has a single exon. Gene Ontology annotation, biological process: transmembrane transport. The coding region runs from base 1 to 870 and encodes 289 amino acids. Gene Ontology annotation, cellular component: membrane. Gene Ontology annotation, molecular function: transmembrane transporter activity. NCBI's taxonomy places the organism in Eukaryota, Fungi, Ascomycota, Pichiomycetes, Pichiales, Pichiaceae.